AUGCCGCACCAGACGCGGAGCUCGAGUCGCCUCACCGACGGGCUGACGAGUCGCUCGUCAAGCGAUGAGGAUUCCAAGACAGCUGUCAAAGUUGCUGUCCGCGUGCGACCACCCCUCUCCCCCACCGACCCCGGCUUCGACUUGAUUCCCCAGCGCUUUCGAGAGAGCACCUGCGCCGUGCCCACCCCCACCAGCCUGUCGGUGCAGUCACCGCAGGGCAAGAGAUUGUUCAUCCUCGACCGCGUAUUCGACGAGCAAACCACACAGCAAGGCGUCUGGGACUACCUCAGCGACAGCGUCUCGUCGUUUGUGAAGGGGUACAAUGUGUCCAUCCUCGCCUAUGGCCAGUCCGGCUCCGGCAAAUCCUACACAAUGGGUACCUCUGGCCCGGAAGAUCAGGCAGACUCCCAGAUCAUGGGCAUCGUCCCCCGAGCUGCGCAAGCCUUGUUCACCGCGCUGAAUGGCGCCUCCCUACCCAAGACGGGCCUCCAAACACCCAAGCGAUACUCCACUCAGGUGUUACCGACUUACGCUUCGCUGGCCAAAGCAAGCAACGCAGAUCGCAACUGGACGUUGAAGGCGACAUAUGUCGAGAUAUACCAGGAGCAACUGCGAGACUUACUCGUCCCCGAAUCCGUUCCCGUCCCCGACCGCGCCCCUGUGGCUAUUCGAGAAGACACCAAGGGUCGCAUUCUCGUCACUGGCCUCACUCAGGUCACCAUCAACUCGGUGGAAGAUCUCCUUCGCGCCCUGAACUUUGGCUCGGCCAUCAGACAAACCGAUGCCACCAACAUCAAUGCCCGCUCUUCACGAUCCCACGCCGUCUUUAGCUUGAACCUCGUCCAGAAGAAGAGCGACACUCCUCUGACGCCGCGGCGAGAGAAGCGCUUCUCCACCCCCGUCGAGCCCCUGUCCACCGCGGAAGAUUUCAUCACCCUGGACAGCAAGCUGCAUUUCGUCGACUUGGCGGGCAGUGAGCGGCUGAAAAAUACGGGCGCCACCGGUGAUCGGGCGAAAGAAGGCAUUUCCAUUAACGCUGGGCUUGCAAGUCUCGGAAAGGUCAUCUCACAACUCUCCUCCCGCAAUACACACGCACACAUCUCCUAUCGCGAUUCCAAACUCACCCGGCUGCUGCAAGAUUCGCUCGGCGGGAAUGCAAUUACGUUCAUGGUUGCCUGCGUCACACCGGCCGUCUUCCAUCUCAGCGAGACGCUGAACACGGUGCAUUAUGCGCAACGUGCCCGCGCCAUCCAGACCAAACCCGAGAUCCAGGAGAGCCGGGACGAGAGCGACAAGCAAGCUGCCAUCGACCGACUACGAGCCGAGGUUUCAUUCCUCCGUGACCAAAUUAGGCACUUGGAUCAUGCGGAAGGGAAAGGUGCGGACGGUCGAGUGCGGCUCGACAAGCAGCAGCGCGGUCAGGAAGCGGAUCUGGAAACCCAGCUCCUGGACAUGCAGGAGAAUUACAACACCCUCAGCAACAGGCACGCCAAAUUGAUCGCCGAACUCUCUGAAGCGCGCGCUGGCGAAUUCUCUGAGACGCCGCUUGCGAAUGGUGCCGUGGGCGAGAAUGCCAUGGAACGCGUGAAGAGGUCGAGCUCGUUCGCCGAGGCCGUUGAAAUGAUGGUUCUCGAGUAUGAGAAGACCAUCCAGAGCCUGGAGACAUCUCUCUCGAAGACCCGCGGCUCGCUGUCGAGCUCCGAGAGCACUCUCAUGGAGAGGGAAACCCGUAUUGCAUACAUGGAAACCAUCCAGCAACACCUCCAAGGGCGUUUGCAGAAGAUGAUGGAUCGCGAGCAGAGCAGCGAGGCAUAUGUCCACGAUCUCGAGAUGCGGAUGCAAGGCUCGAGCACGGGCGAGGAAGCGAACGCCGCCUUGAUCAGCGAGCUGCGCAAGGAACUUGCUCGCGUGCGCGAGAGCGAGGCCAGCAACGAAGACUACAUCUCAACUCUGGAAGAAAGACUUGCAGAGGCCGAGCAAGACCAGGAGAUCAUGCAGCGCGAGAUCGACCGGCUGGAGCACGUCGUGGAGAGGCAGCGUAGCAUCGGCAGACUCGACAAUCUGCUGGGCGAGUUAGAUGUGGGUCACAACGAAAAUGGCCGAGGGGUCAAUGGGCACGUGCUCACGAUGAAUGGUCAUCAUGAGAAUGAAGAUCCGUUCACGGAACGCACCAGAUCUCUCUCCAGUACUGCUGCGACGCAAGAAGAGCUUUUCGAGGAUGGUGGAUCUGAUUACGGGGUGUUGGGAGCAACGCCGAAGGAGAACAAAAUGACAUCCGCCACGGAAGAUGCCAUGCGACAGUCACGCACGCUGACGGAAGCGCACAAUGCCGCUCAGGACGAUUUCAUGGCGGACAAAGUUGAGAACCUCACGCAAGAGCUGUUCGAUCUCCGCUCGGACCACGAAAACGUGAUGAUUGACUACGACAAGCUUCAGCAGAAGUACCAAACGGCGCUUGAGACCUUGGCCAAAUUGGAAUACGACAAAGAGACACGCAAGAUGGAUGACGCUCAAGCACCGGGUGGAGUGACUUCUUUUUUAGCCGACGCGGGGAUGGAGAGAGAGGAGAAGGCAGAAGGACAGCCUUCAUCCUCGCGAUCGUUGUUGGAGGAGUUGUCCUCGCGGCCAUUAUUGAGGUCGUCGUACGAAGAUCUCGCGGACAGAUCGAGCAAUGACCUAUUGCAGACUACGGGAGAUGCAGAAGGGGACGCUGCGGCCGUCCCGCUCCCUCACGAUGAAGAAGACCGGCAGGUCGAAUUGGAGACGCUACGGCAGCUGAAGUCAGAGCACGAGAGCACCAUUUCCGAGCUGACUGCCAACUACACUUCGCUACACUCCCGUCACGAGGACACAGUCGCUCACGUCGAAGAUUUGAAACAGGAACUCGCAAAGGCGCAACGUUCAACUCCCCCGAACUACCGACAAUCCUUCUUCAACCGCAAGUCGGUAGACUUGUUCGCUCUCCAUGGCGAUCGGGCCACCAAGUCGAUAACGUCUUUGCGCAUCGUCGGACAAGACAACCUUGAGCCCUCGACUGACGCCCGGCAAACCUUCGACACGCAUCUGAACACCGUCAUGAACGAGCUGAACAGUCGCACUGACGCGCUUCACGCUCUUGAAGCAGAGCUGACAUCCGUCAAGAAGGAUAUGGAGUCGAAGCAGACUAUCAUCGCUGGACUCACUCGAGAGCGAGGGAGUCUCAAAGCAUCCCUGGGCGUGGAUUUCUCCGUUGUCAGCCAGAUGCGCGAGCAGCUGCUGGAGGGUGAGAAUCGCAUCCGGACGAUCCAAGAACAAAACUCCGUGCGAGAGAAGGAGCUGCAAGAACAGGUGCACCAACUCCAGGCGAGCCUCGCCCAACAGCUGAAUCAACUUCCUACGCCCAACGAGGAGAAAUCACUUGGCAUGCCCGGUGCUUUCAUGGUGACGCCGAACCUGGAAGUCCACGAAGAUCAAGCCAUGGGCGGCGCCUCGCGCCAGUCCCAACCUCAUUCUGAAGAACUCGCCAAAUUGCAGGCAGAACUAGAAGCCUGGGAGGAGAAACACCGCACUACAGUCGAACACAUGCAUAGCUCCGAAUCGAGGCUGAUCAACACAAUCACUCAACUGGAGGCUUCGGUGCGUGAGCUGCAGAGCGCCAAAGCACAGACUUCAAGCCCACGAUCCUUCAGUUCCAGAUCACCAUCCAGCGAGACGAACGGCGAAGCAACGGCAGUGAUGGCUGUGGCGGGAGAGCGCAUAAAGCACCAAGAGAUCGUGCAUGCUCUUGAACGACAAGUCGAGGAGUACAAAGCCACGGCUGCUAGCCAUGAGACGAAGCUCGCGCAGCUCGAAACUUCCUACACCACCAUCCUGAAGCAGGUCGAAGGGGAUGCGCAAGCGCGCGACUUGGACUCACAAGAACUCAAGACGCACAAAGACCUCGUCGCCAAUCUCGAAAACCAGUUGCAAGUUCACAAGUCGGCCAUCACCAUUCAUCAGGAGAGUUUGGAGUCCUUGCAAGCAUCCCAUACCAAGGAGUUGGACGACUUGAGGACGGCUAUGGCGUCUGCCGAGAACCGAUCAGCGGAGCGAUAUGCGGACCUGGAGGCGCAACACAGUCAGGCGACACAGGACUUGCAGGCCCAACUUGUUACUGCGCAGAACGAGCAUGCAGAUUUGCUUCGUAGCGCAUCAUCUGCGCUGGGCUACUGGACCGAUCCAUCCCAAGUGCACGCGAAGAUCAAAGGUUUGGUCGAGGAAGGCAAAGACCUGCAUACCCGACACUUGAAAACCACCAGCGAAUUGAAGAGUGUCCAGGAGGAAUUGCAGAUCGCGCUCAACAAGCACGUCGACCUCGAGGGCAAGAUUGGCGAGUUGACGCAGGUGAACGCCGAGUCGAUUCGCGAGCUGGAUCGGGCUAUGGAGAAGGAAAAGAAGAGCUCUCGCCUUGUCGACGAGCUCGAGGAACAGCUGAAUCGUAGCUUCGAUUCCAGUCAUGCCUCGAAUCAACGCUCCAGUCAUAUUCACGGCGAAUUGGAGCAGCAGCUACAGUCGGAGAAGAGGAAGACGCUGGCGCUCGAGAUCGAGACAUUGCACCGGCAGUCCAACCACUCGAACGGCUCGGGUGGCAGGGAGUCGCUGUUGCCCGACGCCCUGGGACGGAACGGAUCAGGAGCAUCCCAAGGCCGUAAACCAAACGGCACGACCGGGCUGCCCACACCACCCCCUUCCAUUCCGCUGCCGCCGCUUCCGUCCUCGCCGACCAGUGCAGUGAUGCCGAGUAGUCUCGAUGGCCGAGCCGCUUCCCCUCCGUUACAGCGCGGCUCUCCAGUGACCAACAACUCCCCACCCGGCUCCCGACACACUUCGAAUGAAGUUCCGCGCGCCGCCGCACAGCAGAUAGAGGAACAAGAGACGCGCAUCCGCACCAUCGAAAAGCACCUCUACGCCGAGAAGCAACUGACCGCCACGCUGGAAGAGGCGCUGGUGGAUCUGGAGACGAGCGCGAACCGCACCAAGGUGGAGAUGGAGAGCUGGCGCAAGAAGUACAGCGCGCUGGAGGAGGAGCUGAGUGGGUUGAGGAAGCAGCGCACCGAAUCGCGCGCGAGUCUGCAAAAGGUGGAGGAGGAGAGGGAGAUGAGGGUGCGGGCGGAGAAGGCGAAACAGGCGCUCGAGGAGCGGAUGCGGGAGUUGAAUUCGUCGAAGAAAAAGAAGAAGAAUACGCUGAAUUGCUUCUAA
This is a messenger RNA of Neohortaea acidophila, 5217 nucleotides long. RefSeq lists its product as uncharacterized. Lineage: Eukaryota; Fungi; Ascomycota; Dothideomycetes; Mycosphaerellales; Teratosphaeriaceae. Gene Ontology annotation, molecular function: microtubule motor activity; ATP binding; microtubule binding. The record is from RefSeq and is a predicted model, not a curated record. Bases 1 to 5217 code for a protein of 1738 amino acids. Gene Ontology annotation, biological process: microtubule-based movement; mitotic spindle organization. The transcript is spliced from 3 exons.